Messenger RNA from Trametes versicolor FP-101664 SS1, 2628 nucleotides. RefSeq lists its product as uncharacterized. The transcript is spliced from 9 exons. Lineage: Eukaryota; Fungi; Basidiomycota; Agaricomycetes; Polyporales; Polyporaceae. The record is from RefSeq and is a predicted model, not a curated record. The coding region runs from base 1 to 2628 and encodes 875 amino acids. Gene Ontology annotation, molecular function: protein binding.
AUGGCGGAUGUGCCGCAAGGUGGACCGAGUGCGGCGGUCGCGACCGAGGAGGCGACGGUUACCGAGACAGACCACACCGGCGAGCUACAGUGCGGGGAUGCGACGGCGGAGGUGCGGCAGGGCGUCGAGUGCGGCGGCGGCGACUGGUGGGCGGGGUUCGAGAUUGAGGACAGGCUGCAGAAGCUCCUGCGAAGUCCUGAGGCGGGCGCGGAUGGCGAGAGCCCGGCACCGGUUACUGAUCCCGAACCCCGUUCACUCCGAGUGCCACUGGCCGUCAGCUCUCCUUUCGUCCUGCACACAGCUGUGAGCGGAUUACUCGCCAGCCCAAUCUGGAUGGCCAUGGCGACAAGCCAGAAACUCGCAUAUGACUUCUCUGUUCUUCCCACAGAGCUCUGGGCUGCCAUCGUGAAAAGCCUGGAGAGUGCCGACCUACGGAGUUGUCUUUCGGUCUCGGGACUGUUUCGUGACCUUGCCCGCCCUCUCGUCUUCCAUCGCAUAAUAAUACGUGUCGGUGUAUGGAAAGUGGAGGAAGAUGAUGAACACAUUCUCUACAACGACGUCCAGCUCGCGGAACGACGCGCUGUCAGGAACAAGGAGAUGCUGCGGUAUAUCGCACGGGACGCACAGUUCGCACGGAUCGUCAAGGCAGUCCACGUGCGGGCAUACUGCGAGUGGGGAGAAGAGACACAGCUGGACAACGCACUGAUGAUCCACGCACUACAAGCGCUUCCCCAUCUGCGGUCAUUCCAGUGGCAUGGCAUCUCACCGGCACUGACACUUGCAGUAUUUGACGCGCUAGUAAAGACGUGUGGGACAUCACUCAAUGAAUUAACCAUCGGCUCCAUGCACAACGAUGGUGGAGCUCCGGAGUACCUCGCGCAGUUCAAGAGCCUGCAAGCCCUCUCACUAGCUGGGAAUCUCUGCGACCUGUUCCAUUACGGAGAGUCGGAGCCCGACCCGUUUGUCAAGACCAGCGUCCAGCACGUGCCCACCACCGUCCUCCACCUCCGAGUACUGGGGGAUGCAGUAUGGGACACCCCGCUGCGCGUGCUCUCUGGGCUAUACGAGCUCUCUUUGCAACGCACGGAGAACCUUGGGAAACUGGAGGUCGUAUUUCGAACCUGCGCGCAGUUGCGGACACUCAAUAUCUUGACUGUAAGCGCCACCGGCGGGGCACAAGCUCUCUUCGCGCUGCAGGCCGCGCCGGACGCUCUCCCGUACCUCACAUCGUUCAAGUUCAUCUGCGCGUCCGAGCUAGUCAACGUCAAUUUUGACGCGCUUCUCGCGUUCUUCAAGAACAAGCCUGGGAUGCGGCGGCUCGACCUCAGGCUCGACAUCCCGCUCGAGGAUUUGGGCAUCUACACUCGAUUCCUCGACCUCCUCGCCGGUCUUCCGGAGCUCGCGAUCUUGGGACUGAUGUUCAAUGUCCCGACAUUCACGCAUGAACAUCUGCGAUUGCUGGACGAGCGCCUUCCGCUAGGACUGUCCGCGCUCCUGCUGAGCUGGGAAUUCCACUCUGCCGACGACACUGUCCAGAAAGAAGACUGGAUCGCCAUGCUCAAGCGACGCCUGUUGCUGGCCUAUUUCCAUGUCCUUGUGCACAAAUUUGACUUGUGCGAGCUGCUGCUGAAGGAUCCCCCGCCCUCCCUCAAACUCGUCGGGUACGGCUCGUGUCUAAGCAGUCUCGAACGCGACCCGGCGACGGGUGAAGCCGCCUACGGACCUAUAUGGGACGAUGAGACGGUCGGCUUCCGGACGGUGGAGGAUUUCGGAUGCGAGGACUGGGAGUGGCUGCUGCGGAGCCACGACUGGGCCAGUCUGCUGCAACAGUGCUACUGGACGACCGCGCUCGAGUCUUGUGCGCUGAACACUGUCAAGAUCUGUUUCGGUGCGCCGCUCGAGUCGAAGCUAUAUGGAUUAUGUGGUCACGGUUCUGUGCUGGGACCGUCCAGCUGUCUGCAGUCAAAGCGCAUCAUUGCGGGCCACACUGUCAAAAUGUCAACCCAAGCGAACGUUCCCCGUAACAGGCCCCCUCCUUACGACACCUUGCCGGUUAUGUUGCCAGAUGACCGCCCGAAAUACCGCGGAAUGGAGUUUGUCCCACAGCGCCCAGUACUGGUGCGGGGGCUCACGCAGGCCCUCAGGAAGCCGAUCAAGUUUGAUACAGGACUCCAGCCCGACAAACUAUCCCGCAGGCUGCGUUUGGGUUCACUCUCACCACGAUCCACAAACACGCUUGUCCAAUAUAUGACGGACUAUUCAGAUGAUUCAGAUGAUUCUAUGCACCACCACAUGAACGGCCAGCUGCACAAAAUCUGGCUCGUGAUCACGUGGCCGGGAUACGGCGACCAUUGGGUGCAGAUCGAGAUCGACGGGACACAGCGCGAUCCUCGCCGGGUUCGCGCCAGGCUGUUAAUCGAUAUUGCUGAACAGUACCGACUCUUCUUGACAACGAUGCACUUGGACAAGCGGAAGGGCACCAACAAAAAGUGGUGCCAGGCGAAUCGUUGCAUCAUUGACUACCUGGCAGCACCUCUGCUGAGACAUUGCGGCCAAGACGUGUGCGGCCAAGACGUGUACCAGGCCGACAUCUACUAUGAUGAGGCGGGGGCGGGAAUGUUCACGUAA